Messenger RNA from Orbilia oligospora ATCC 24927, 552 nucleotides. RefSeq lists its product as uncharacterized. The transcript has 2 exons. Lineage: Eukaryota; Fungi; Ascomycota; Orbiliomycetes; Orbiliales; Orbiliaceae. The coding region runs from base 1 to 552 and encodes 183 amino acids. The record is from RefSeq and is a predicted model, not a curated record.
AUGAGCACCUCAAGCACACCCGUCGUCCGUCCCAGGGCCUCAAGACUCCCAGUUUAUCCACCAACCGUAGUUGCAGCUUCGACAACUGACUCUAAUCAAACGGCGAUACAAGCCCAGAAUUCCUUCCAUUUUGCCCCUACAGAUCUCAUCUGUUCCGUUCGAUGUUGUCAACCAGGCUGCCAAUCUGAGUCGGAUUGGCUUCCAGCAACUCAAUUAACAUUCUAUGUGGAAGAGCUAAACGAUGAUCCAAUUCUUUGCGGAUCAUGCAUUAAUGUACGAUAUCCAAAUAUUUUGGCGGAGCAAUGCUCUCCCGUGUGGAUACCCGAAGCAAGAAUAGCGCAGCAAAUGUUUCGUAUUGUCUGCCGUGAAUCUCGUUCUAGAGGAAUUCCAGCACUCCCGUCCUACAUCACGGACAAAGAAGAGAUAGUAUCUCCGCGAUCAUUGUUUGUUCAACCAUUAUGGCGGGCUGCUAUGUCGGAUGAAAGCAACAGGAGAAUCUAUAUCUGCCCCGAAUGCAACCGUGACUUUAGGAAGCAGAGUAGAUACAUGUAA